AUGGCUCCUGACACAGAAACAGGAUCUGAAAAAGACCGUUUCGACGACGCCGGAGACCUGGGUACUGUCCAAGACGACUCGGAUUCCACAGACCCGGGAUCAAUUCACGAAUCUGCCAGCCCCGACGGGCAUGAAUCACAGCUUGAGUCGCUGGAAACCGGGCUGGACGAGGACGUGGGGCAAUUGGGCACUGCCUCCGGCGGCUGGGGCUCCGCCCCAGACCCCGUGGCUCCUGCUUCGCAGGAGUUUGCUGGGACCGUCGACGAAAAUGACAAGCUGGAUCAACCGCCGGCGACGGAAGAAUUGCAAUAUGAACUUCGUAGCAAUUCAGAAAACGAACAUGAACUGAAUGAGAAUGAAGCUUUAGAAGAUGAAAAUGACAAUCACAAAACUACAGAAGAUCCAGCUGACGACCAAAGUUCGGCAAUUCCAGAGACGCUGGACGUGCCUGUUGAAGAUUCAGAACCCCAAGAGGAACCCCAAGAGGACAAUGACAACAUCGCUGAAGAUGACGAUUUUGGCGAAUUCGAUGAUUUUGACGAGUUCGACGAGUUCGAAGAAGCACAGCCAGCUGAAUCUGACGAACUGGAUCUGGCUGACGACGGCUUUGAUCCACCACCAGCCUCCACUGAGUCCCCAUUACCAGCACCUUCAACAUCAGAAACCACACCUGCUGGCACUAUUAAUCAUAUCCCAUGCCUGUCAGAAACAGACUUUUCCAAUUCUGCUCAAUUACAGGCGUCGGUGCUGUCGACACUCAAGGCCAUGUGGAAGUCGUCCGAAGAACAAUCCCAAACAAACGCAUCCAUUUCACAUCUUCAAAGGUCAAUUACUAUAGAAAGAACACCGACCCCGUCGUCGGAACGAAGCUAUCAAUAUCACGUAACCGAACCAGGGUCAUACUUCUCAGAAAGAAGUGCCUCGCUGUGGCAGCAGCUGGUAGUCGACGGACCCCAUAUGCAUCCUACCGACUGGAAAAAGUCGUCCAUUCGCCGGCUAUUGCUAGUGUCACUUGGAAUUCCACUGGAUCUCGACGAGAUCCUGCCUAAUAAAAACACCAAACGACUGGUGCUGCCAAAUACACCCCGCAAGAGCAACCAUACAGACAGUAAAAAGAGCCCUGCGAAAGCUGGAUCUGGACCAGGACCUACCAACACCACCACCAGCACCACUCCAGAAGGCAAAUCUAACGACGUCAGUUCACGAGACAAGAAAUCGGACGACGAAAAAGAGGCGCUACGACAAGACACGCAAAUCAAGCUGGCCGCAUGGCACCAGCUGUCCACGGUGACGAGCGAAGCAUUAGACGGCAUGAACGAGCCCGAGCUUCAGACCCAUGUGUCCACCCUACAAAAAGCAUUAAUAGAAGCACAAGCCAUGUCGACCCAAUGGCAGCAACUGCUGCAAGCAGCUUCCCAAGACAAAGAGACCUUCGAAGGAGUCAUAGAAAGUUUAUUAGAGUAUGCUCAAAGACUACGGACCCGGUCCAAAUAA
Messenger RNA from Sugiyamaella lignohabitans, 1494 nucleotides. RefSeq lists its product as uncharacterized. The transcript has a single exon. Lineage: Eukaryota; Fungi; Ascomycota; Dipodascomycetes; Dipodascales; Trichomonascaceae. Bases 1 to 1494 code for a protein of 497 amino acids. The record is from RefSeq and is a predicted model, not a curated record.